Molecule: messenger RNA, 1677 nt
Organism: Camelina sativa (false flax)
Lineage: Eukaryota; Viridiplantae; Streptophyta; Magnoliopsida; Brassicales; Brassicaceae
Source: RefSeq, a predicted model, not a curated record
CGCUGGCACUAACACAAAGGCCGAUUUGGAAUUAGAUAUUACGCUUUUUCACUUAUCUUUUUGCUUUCUUUUUUUUCCACUAAAAAGAUAUUUUUAUUUCUCUCUUUUGAAUAUUUUUUCUUCUCAUCGUCCGUCGUCUUCACAAACCAAACUUCUCCACGAAAUAUCUAUCCUUAGCUUUUAUCUCCGACGAAUCUGAGCUAAUCUCUACCUGAAUUUCGAGAAAUUAGAAAGUAAAAAAAAAAAAAAAUGGGAGAAGAAGUGAGGAUGAGCGAUUACGAUGUUUCCGGCGACGGAGAUAGAGUUCUUGAAUGGGAAAUGGGAUUACCAAGCGACGAGGAUUUAGCAUCGCUUUCUUACUCUUUGAUUCCGGCGAAUCUGGCGAUGGCGUUUAGUAUCACACCGGAGCGGAGCCGUACGGUUCAGGAUGUGAAUCGCGCAUCGGAGACGACGCUCUCGUCUCUACGAAGCGGAUCUUCAGGUCCCAACACAUCUUCGUCGAACAAUAACAGCAACGCGGUGGAGGAGGAGGAAGAUCGAGUCGGAUCGAGUAGUCCUGGAUCGGAUUCUAAGAAACAGAAGACAUCGGACGGAGAUGGAGACGGCGGUGGCGGUGUGGAUCCGGAUACAGCGAUGGUGGCGGAGGAAGGAGAUUCAGGAACUGAAGAUCUAUCUGGGAAAACACUGAAACGACCGCGUUUAGUGUGGACGCCGCAGCUGCACAAGAGAUUCGUUGAUGUUGUGGCUCACUUAGGGAUCAAAAACGCGGUUCCGAAGACGAUCAUGCAGCUGAUGAACGUAGAAGGGCUAACUCGAGAGAACGUUGCGUCUCAUCUCCAGAAGUAUAGGCUUUACCUUAAACGGAUGCAGGGAUUGACUAACGAAGGUCCCUCUGCUUCCGAUAAGCUCUUCUCUUCAACACCUGUGCCUCCACAGAGCUUUCAAGACAUCGGUGGCGGUAACGGUAAUGGUAAUGGUCAGGGAAAUGGAUCGGCCGGCCAUGUUAGAGUGCCAAUUCCGGUACCGUAUGGAGGGCAGCCGAUGAUGCAGAUGCCAGUUUAUGCACAUCAUAUGGGUAUGCAAGGGUAUCAUCAUCAAAAUCAAGGUCAUGAUCCUUACCAUCAUCAUCAUCAUCAUGGAGCUGGUGGUGGUGGUGGAUCUGGUGCGUUUGAAUCAAAUCCUUAUAUGAUGCAACAGAAUAAGUUUGGAUCCAUGGCUUCUUAUCCUUCUGUUGGUGGUGGUAGCGCGAAUGAGAAUUAAAAAAACUGAGUCUACAAGAAGAUGGAUUCAAUGUGGGGAAGAAGAGAUAGGUGAGCUUGUUUUUGCUCGUGUUACUCUGAUAAAUAGUGUCUGUUGAGUACAGUUGGAUUCUUACAAGAUUUGAUCGAAAUUUCAUCAAGUUUCUGUGUUUUUUUUUUUAACUAUUAAUGGUAUACAAUAAAAGUCUUAAAGGCUUUUUUUAAUCACUUUGUUUGGUGGUUUUAAGUUUUAACAUCAUCAACUGAGUAGAAUUUGAUUGUAAGAGUCUCGUACUUAGUUGAACCUGUUCUUGAGAAGUAGUAUUCAAAUUGCUCUCAUGUGACUUGAGACCUAAUGUAAAUCCAGAUCAGGUUUGAUUCAUCUAUGGAAUUAUAAACUUGUUCUGCAGAUUGUUUCUUGAGAAUUUUGUGUAUUUAA